Molecule: messenger RNA, 2054 nt
Organism: Carassius carassius (crucian carp)
Lineage: Eukaryota; Metazoa; Chordata; Actinopteri; Cypriniformes; Cyprinidae
Product: D(2)-like dopamine receptor
Exons: 8
Coding region: 319-1671 (450 amino acids)
Biological process (GO): adenylate cyclase-inhibiting dopamine receptor signaling pathway; adenylate cyclase-activating adrenergic receptor signaling pathway
Cellular component (GO): presynaptic membrane; glutamatergic synapse
Molecular function (GO): G protein-coupled receptor activity; dopamine neurotransmitter receptor activity, coupled via Gi/Go
Source: RefSeq, a predicted model, not a curated record
AAUCGAUGCUCCCGGUAUUCGCGCUCUUCUGUUGACAGCACGCACUAACUGGCUUUUAAAGUUAGAAGUAAGACCAGUAAUCUAGUAUUCUUUGCCAAUACAAGAGAUACGCUCACGUUUCACGAUUCACGAUUCAGUCAAGUGAUAUUCUUUAGCAUCGUGAACACUAAACGCUCUGGCAGAAACGAGUAUGGACAGUUUGAGACUGUGCGGGGAAAAGAUGCUAAACAUCAAGAAGUUGUGGAUAUAAACGGACAGGAGAACAGAGCUUAUUCCUAAUAUCCUAUGGCUUGAAGUUUCAGGCUUCUUUCCUGGCACAUGGAAUUCCUCACAGAGUAUCCCUACAAUGACACUUAUUAUGACAAUGGGACCGGGUCCCUCAACAGCACAAGCUGUGAGGCCAAGCAUCAGUAUAACUACUAUGCCCUGCUCCUGACUCUCCUCAUCUUUGUCAUUGUCUUCGGCAAUGUGUUGGUGUGUAUGGCAGUCUCUCGAGAGAAAGCGCUGCAGACCACCACUAAUUACCUCAUUGUCAGCCUGGCGGUGGCAGAUCUUCUCGUGGCCACAUUAGUUAUGCCCUGGGUGGUGUACCUUGAGGUGGUGGGGGAGUGGCGUUUCAGUAAAAUCCAUUGUGAUGUGUUCGUCACCCUGGACGUCAUGAUGUGUACAGCCAGCAUUCUUAAUCUGUGUGCCAUUAGUAUUGACAGGUACACGGCUGUUGCUAUGCCGAUGUUGUACAACACACGCUACAGCUCCAAGAGACGAGUCACGGUAAUGAUCUCGGUGGUUUGGGUGCUUUCAUUCGCUAUUUCCUGCCCUUUGUUAUUUGGAUUAAAUAACACAGCUACACGGGAUGAUACCAUGUGUGAAAUUGCCAACCCCGCUUUUGUUGUCUAUUCCUCCAUCAUGUCAUUCUACGUGCCCUUCAUCAUCACCCUUCUUGUGUACGUGCAGAUCUAUGUGGUUCUUCGUAAGCGUCGAAAACGGGUCAACACUAAACGGAGCUGCCAGAAGACAGACGCUGAUGCUAAGCCCCCUCUCAAGGAAAAGUGCACACAUCCUGAAGAUGUGAAACUGUGCACAGUUAUCAUUAAGACCAAUGGAGGUUUACCUGCCAAAAACAAGAAAGCACAAUUAAUAAAGGAAGUCCUGCACCAGGGUGGUGAUGUGAGGGUGGACGUUACGCCAGGCACAAGCUCUCCAGAGAAAAAGAAAUUGGAAUCCACUCUGGUCGUUGACCUGCUGGCCAACCCAAGACCCAUCCAUGGCCCGCUCUCCCACAGUGAAUGUCAGUCAAAUGGAGAUGAUAAAAAUGGGCAUGCCAAGGAGGUCCACACCCCUAAAGAAGCCAAACUUGUUGAAACACAGGCACUGCACAAUGGCAAAACCCAAACUACAGUGACCAAAACCAUGAGCAAGAGAAAGAUGUACCAGCAUAAAGAAAAGAAGGCUACACAAAUGCUGGCUAUUGUUCUAGGUGUUUUCAUUAUUUGCUGGCUGCCCUUUUUUAUUACUCACAUUUUGAAAACUCACUGCACAAGUUGCGUGGUGCCACUGGAAAUGUACAAUGCCUUCACUUGGCUGGGAUAUGUGAACAGUGCCGUCAACCCCAUCAUAUAUACCACUUUCAAUGUGGAGUUCAGAAAGGCUUUCAUAAAGAUAUUGCACUAAUGAGGACAUUAUUCACUGCAUGCAUAUAGGAGGAAAGAUGGAGGAUUUCACAAGAGGUUAGUGCCAUCUUUCACCGCCAUGGGAAAUGAGGGAUUUACAAAGCCAUGCUUUUAGGGCAGAACGGAUGAAUUCAUUUGAGAAAAUGGAAGUUCAAAUUAAUGUAAAGUACAGUUUUAUUUGUGUGUCUCCAUUAUUUCUGGCAGUGGAGUGCAUGUGCGAAUGUGUGUUUAUUCUCUCUGGAACUACAGUGUGAAUGUAAUUAAUUGUAGAAUUGAAGCAAAUUUGAGAUGGUGAGUAAUUGGAUCUCACCACAGAGACUUUAUGCAACCAGGGACCUGAAUGUCAUAAUUACAUCGUUAUGUUAAGUUAGUGGGGAGCAUCUG